Molecule: messenger RNA, 1407 nt
Organism: Exophiala spinifera
Lineage: Eukaryota; Fungi; Ascomycota; Eurotiomycetes; Chaetothyriales; Herpotrichiellaceae
Product: 3-carboxy-cis,cis-muconate cycloisomerase
Exons: 1
Coding region: 1-1407 (468 amino acids)
Molecular function (GO): catalytic activity
Source: RefSeq, a predicted model, not a curated record
AUGACCUCCGUCCAGGAUUCCUUCAUCUUUGGCAAUAUCCUCUCGACCCGGGAAUCCUCCGCAGUGUGGUCCGACAAGACACGCACGCAAUGCUACCUCGCCUUCGAAGGGGCGCUGGCCAAAGCCCAGGCACGUCUAGGGAUAAUCCCACAGCGAGCGGCCGACGAGAUCAUCAAGUUCUGUCUCGACAUCCGCAACGUCGACUUUGAAGAACUGCGCGCGCAGACCGAACUCAUCGGCUACCCGGUCCUCGGCGUGGUCAAGCAGCUCGUGGCACACGUCAACGCCGUCGAACCGGGGCUGGGCGAAUGGGCGCACUGGGGCGCGACGACCCAGGACGUCACCGACACGGCGACGGUGAUCCAGCUCUGGGACACGAUAGCGCUGUUCGAGAAGGCACUCGACCGGAUCAUCUCGUCCCUGCGCACGCUCGCCGACCAGCACAAGACCACGCCCAUGGCGGCGCGGUCGAACCUCCAACAGGCCGUGCCCAUGUCGUUCGGGUUCAAACUGGCCCGUCUCCUCGCCACGUUCCUGCGACACCGCGAACGGCUCAAGGACGUCGAGACGCGGUUGACGGUCCUCGAGUUCUCGGGCGCGGCGGGGACGCUCGCGACGCUCCCGCCGACGCCCGACCACCCCCAGCUCGGGCUGGAGUGUCAGCGCGAGCUCGCGCGGGACCUCAACCUCAAGGUGCCCGAGAUAGCGUGGCACACGGAGCGCGACCGGAUCGCCGAGUUCGGGUCUGUGUGCGCGAUGCUGGCGUCGACGUGCGCCAAGUUCGCGCUCGACGUCAAACUGCUCGCGCAGACCGAGGUGAACGAGGUUUCGGAGCCCUACGUCCCGCACCGCGGGUCGAGCAGCACCAUGCCGCAGAAGCGCAACCCGAUCUCGUGCGCCUACAUCACCGCCAUGUCGGCCACGGUGCGCCAGCUCAGCACGUCGCUGUUCGAGGCCAUGGUCGAGGACCACGAGCGCAGCACCGGCCCCUGGGAGAUCGAGUGGAUUGUGCUCCCGCAGAUCUCGACCCUGACCCACGCCUCGCUCAAGCACACCGCCGACCUGCUCGAGGGGCUCGAGGUCCACGAGGACGCCAUGAAAGCCAACCUCGACAUAUCCAACGGCGCCGUCGUCUCCGAGGCCGUCAUGAUGGGCCUCGGCCCGGAACUGGGGAGGCAGUACGCCCACGACGUCGUCUACGAUCUGUGUCGCCGCUCCCAGGUCGAGAAGAGGCCGUUGCUGGACUUGCUGUGCGAGAACGACGAGAUCGCCAGCAAGAUGAGUAGGGAGCAACUGGCCAAGCUGUGCGAUCCAGCCAAUUAUCUGGGCUACAGCGACGUCAUGGUCGAGAGGGUUUUGAAGUUGGCCGAUGAGCCCAAGGUGGAUAGGAAGGCCAGUCUCGUAUGA